AUGAAAAUAGCAGUAAUAGGUGCAGGUCCAGCAGGUUUAUGUGCACUUAAAAGUUGUUUGGAUGAAAAUUUCAGUUGUGAUGUGUUUGAAAAAAGUGGUCUCAUUGGUGGUGUAUGGAACUACAAUGAAAAAACUGGUCUAGAUGAAUUUGGCAUUCCGAUUCAUAACUCCGUAUAUACAGAUUUAUGGACCAACUUACCAACGGACUUAAUGCAGUUUGAAAAUUUUCCAUUUAAAUGUCCGGUAUCUUUUGUUCGUCAACCAGAUGUGUUAAAAUAUAUUAAUGAUUAUGCAGAUGCUUUUAAUUUACGUUCUCAUAUACAGUUCUAUAAACAUGUAGAGGAAAUUCGACCACUUCCAAACAAUCGCUGGAAAAUUAGUAUUCGUGAUUUAAAAUCGAUGGGACAAGAACUGGUAAUUAAAGAAUACGACGCUGUUAUUAUUUGUGUGGGAAAUUUUAAUAAACCUCUCAUUCCAACUUUUAAAGGAUUAGAUAAAUUUAAAGGAACUGUUAAGCAUAGUUAUACUUAUAGAAAACCUGAUCCAUAUAAAAACAGAAAAGUCCUAAUAGUUGGAAAAGGACCAUCCGGAUCAGAUAUAACAGGACUGGUUAGCAAAGUUGCUGAGAAAGUCGUAUUAAGUCACCGCUCACCUCUAAGAGAAUAUGCAAAAUUUUCUGAAAAUGUUAAAAUCAAACCAGUAAUUGCAGAGUUCAAGGAAAAUAGUGUUUUGUUUGUAGACGGAACCGAAGAGGAUAUUACUGAUGUCUUAUUAUGUACAGGUUACGCAUUUGAUUACCCUUUUUUGACAAACGAGUGUGGAAUAGAAGUUGAGGACAAUUAUGUUAAAUAUUUAUAUAAACAAAUUAUAAAUGCAAAACACCCAACCAUGGCGAUUUUAGGUAUACCACAUACGACCUUUUUAUUGAUAAUGUUUGGAAUACAGAUGAGAUUUUUUAUUGCCUAUUUAAAAGGUCAGUUUACAGCUUCAAAAGAAACAAUGAUAGAGGACGCUAUAAACUACGAAAAACAUAGAAAGGAUGAGGGCGGGUCUUUGUUAAAAAUCAAGAAAGAGUAUUAUGAUGACUUAUCAGACACAGCAAAAAUACAAAAUAUACCACCGGUGUACGAUAAAUUGUUUAGACAUGUUUUGGAAGUAGGACCAAUGAAAUAUCAAGAAAACUAUACAAUUUUAAACGACGAAGAGUUUAUUAUCACGAAGUUGCAUUAA
Messenger RNA from Psylliodes chrysocephalus, 1230 nucleotides. NCBI's taxonomy places the organism in Eukaryota, Metazoa, Arthropoda, Insecta, Coleoptera, Chrysomelidae. The record is from the annotation of a GenBank genome assembly.